Scheffersomyces coipomensis is the source of this 1880-nucleotide messenger RNA. Its product is annotated as phosphopantothenoylcysteine decarboxylase complex subunit. Gene Ontology annotation, biological process: coenzyme A biosynthetic process. The transcript has a single exon. Gene Ontology annotation, molecular function: phosphopantothenoylcysteine decarboxylase activity; FMN binding. Gene Ontology annotation, cellular component: phosphopantothenoylcysteine decarboxylase complex. Lineage: Eukaryota; Fungi; Ascomycota; Pichiomycetes; Serinales; Debaryomycetaceae. The record is from RefSeq and is a predicted model, not a curated record. The coding region runs from base 242 to 1810 and encodes 522 amino acids.
AAAAAAAAAAAAAAUAUCUCAAAGGGAAAAUUUUGAACUUGUGAUUUGAAAUAGAUAUCCAACUAAUCAAAAUAUCAUAAGUAGAGGCUUAUCAAUUGCCAACUAAAUAGUCAAGUCAAGUAAAGAGUGCCUGAAGGUAUCUUAGUUCGAAAGUUUCGUGUUUAGUGCGAAUCAUUCUCGCCUAAUUCGUGUUGUUGUUGUGUCUCCUUUAAAAAAAAGAAAAAUUAUUCACUAAGUAAUCAUGCCAUCGGAUAAAUCUAAUAAUACAGAAUCCCAUACCGAUCAAAAGUCUUCAGAUCAAGUAAUAGAAUCUAAAGAGAUUGCUUUAUCAAAUCUAAGAUGUCCAUCCCCUCCUCCAAUUUUGAAUAAUGGUCCUCAUUCAUUCAAUGUUCCCACAUCUCUACCUUUACAUCAAACUUCUGUCAUUAAUAAUCAACCAGGAAGAGAAACAAUAAUAGCUGGAGGAGCAUUGUUGAAAGAUAAAGAAAAAUCAUCCGUUACUCAAGCUUCUCCAGACGUUGUACCUACAAAUAACCUCCCUAAAAUAAGUCCAUUAGGUUCUCCUCUGAUUGGAGAUGUUAUGAGUGAUCAUAAUGAAUCAGUAACUUCCUUAGAUUAUACUUUAAAUCCUCCAAAGGGUAAUUCUCAUCAUAAAUCUCCCUCAGUGCAUGCACAUUUUUAUGUCGAUGAAGCAGUAAAACCAGGUAAGACGUUAAGUAGAUCAAGAAGUGGGUCAGUGAUUGGUAGUUCAACUGAUGUGGCCAGUGCUACUGGUACAGUCACAAGUUCUACCAACGGAAAUAUAUCACAACCUGAUAAACAGUCAACAACUUCACUUACCGUGCCUUCAAAUACAACCAAUAAGGAUACUUCCACUCCAUCAUCAAAUACAUCUGCUCCAACCUUACCUACAGGUGAACAGAAUGCUAAUAUUGAUCCAAGAUUACCGCAAGAUGAUGGUAAAAUUCAUAUUUUAUUAGGGGUAUGUGGAGCAUUAUCUUCAGGUAAGAUUAAACUUAUCAUAGCGAAGUUAUUUGAAAUAUAUACUCCUCAAAAGAUCUCCAUUCAAUUAAUCUUGACCAAAUCAAGUGAAAAUUUCAUGUCUCAAGAGACUAUAAAUCAUUUGGAAAACAUCAAGAAAGUUAGAAUUUGGAGAGAUUCAGAUGAAUGGAAUACAUGGAAAGGCAGGCUGGAUCCCGUCUUACAUAUUGAAUUACGUCGUUGGGCAGAUAUGUUAAUCGUUUGUCCUUUAACUGCUAAUACAUUAUCAAAAAUUGCUUUAGGUAUAUGUGACAAUUUAUUAACCAAUGUAAUAAGAGCUUGGAAUACCUCAUUUCCAAUCUUAUUAGCCCCAGCUAUGAUUAGUUAUUCAUAUAAUGCUGUAACCACCAAACGUCAAUUAAGAUUAAUAGCCGAAGAAAUGCCAUGGAUAGAGGUUUUAAAACCAGUUGAAAAAGUGGUUGGAAGUUAUGGUGAUAUUGGUAUGGGUGGUAUGAUGGAUUGGAAUGAAAUUGUCAACAAAAUCGUUUUGAAAACAGGAGGAUAUCCUGAAGAUGAAGAUGACGAAGAAGAAGAUGACAAUAAGAAUAAUGAAGAAGAAGCUGCGGAUGAUGACGAUGAUGAUGAAGAUGACGACGAAGAUGAAGAUGACGACGAAGAUGAAGAUGAGGAUGAAGAUGAGGAUGAUGAAAACGAAGAAGAGGAAGAGGAUGUCACUCCUGCCGCCAAACCAGAAGACAAAGCCAAUGGUAAAAUUGAAGCUGCUGUUGAAAAGUUAACUAUUGAUAAUGGUGAAGCUAAGAAAAUAUAAUCAAAUGAUCGCUAGCUGGUUUGGCGUAUAAUGUAACAUAAAGCAUAUAAUUUUUUUAACUACAUACAUA